GGCUUCUUCCCAGCUUCUGGGUGUCCCUGUAGGUCUCGUGUUCCAAGCUGUGAGAAAAGGAGGGCGUGGGAGGUCUCUGAUAGGACACGAUGGAGGAAGAAAGAGGCGAAAACUUCGACGGGGUGAGCACCGAUCACCUCAAACAGGAGUUACUGGAAGAAACCCACUUGAAGGUUAUGGUACAACUAUCAGUACUUGAAUUAAGGAACAAGAUAGCAGAACUGGAAGCCAAACUCAAUACUGACGAUGAAGGUGGUGAAUGGAAAACUCGUUAUGAGAUUCAACUUGAACUGAAUGGUCAACUAGAAAAGCAAAUUGUUUCUCUUAAAGAGAAAAUAGAAAAAAUCCGCGGAAAUCCUUCAGAUAGACUGUCUUCCAUUCGUGUCUAUGAACGAAUGCCAGUGGAAUCCUUAAAUACAUUACUUAAACAGCUAGAAAAAGAAAAAAGGAGUCUUGAAAAUCAAGUGAAAGUCUGUGCACUGAAAUUGGAACAGGAGUCAAAGGCUUACCACAAGACCAACAGUGAGCGCCGUGCAUACUUAGCUGAAAUGUCUCAGGUCUCUGGCUCAUACCAUGUUUCUAAAAGGCAACAGAUGGAUCAACUACCUAGAAAGAAAGAUAAUCUAGUGAAAACGGGAAGAUGUAAUCCAGUUGUUCAGAAGACAGUGAAUGCCAAGAGAGGACCAGUAAAAAAUAUUACAAGCGCUAACUAUCUUCCAAAACUCAAUCCGUGAUUCCAGAACUGGGUGGAUUUCUGUAUAUCUUCCUUUCUUUCUUCUGUAUAUUCAUUUGUGAAGUGAAUGUUCAAUACAGUUUUCAGGGAAUGAAAUAGAUAAGAAAGAGCCAUCAAACUUCUCUUUAGCUCUUCUUGCAGCAGUUUGUUCCUUUGUCUGUAUGAAAGUAAUUUUCUCAAGUGGCCCUAAAAUAUCUUAGACAGCUUGAAGGUGGACAUUAUUAUACUUGCUUUUAACAAUACACCCAUGAUCUGCUCUAAUAGCAACGUUCCUAUCAUAUUUGGCUUCUAGUUGGCUAUCAGCUAAAAAUGUGAGUUUAACACUUUUUGCUACUUUCGGCUACGUCAUGUUGAGUUUUUUUAAACUUACGGUUUAAACAAAGCUGCAAGUCCGUUGUGUUUUAAACUUUGUUUUGGACUUUCAUGAUGCUGUGUAAAAAGGCUUCGGUCAGGGAACAGCUUGGAUAGUUCCCAUCCUGCCAUGACCUUAGGAGAUCUUGGGCAAAUUCCUUCCCUCAUCUUUUUUCCCCACAUCUGUGAAAUGAUUGAGGCAAAUGAGAUUUAUUACUAGAAAACUAGCACUUACAAGAUACUGCCACUUAGCAUAUGGUGAUGUAAGUCAUUUUCUGAUGUUUAUUAAUUCACAGUGAUGGCCUAGUUCUUUUGACCAAACUUUGCAAGUGUUUACAAUACACAAGUUUAGAAGUGGAUAUAAAAUGAGGAUGGGAGAAAUGUUCUUUUAAGGCAUUUAUACAAUUCAUUGAAAUCUCCUGUUUGUGUUUAGAUUGUUUUGUAACUAUCACCUAGCUCUGGAAUAUACAUAUGAUUUAUUUGCCUAACUUAAUAAGUGAAAUUAUUGGACUUUAAAUUUCCAGAAAUCACUCAAAGUUAAGUAUAAUUUCCAGCUAUUGAUGUUCUCAUGUUGUAUCUGGCACUGAAACCUAAAUUCUAUUCAGUAUCACAGGCAAUGAAUACCAAAUGCAUUUCUAUAACUAUUUUUAUAGAUUUUCACUUUCUUUAAGGAAGAAUGCAUAACUUUCAUAUAGCCAAAUAAUUCUUUUAGGUGACUUAAAAAGUAAUGCAGAGAAAUAUAAAGUAACUUCCUGUAAAUUAUUCCAAAUGGGAACCGUUUGGAAAUAUUUUCCCCUGUUCUUAAGCUAACUACAGACAUCAGGUACCCUUAUUAUUAAACACAUAUUAGAUUUUUAGGUUUUAUACAAUCUUUCUUAGUAUUAGCAGCAAAUCGAUAAUUUAAAUAUUAGUAAUAUUUGUAAUAAUCACAGAGUCAUCACUGAAAAAUGAACAGCUGUGUUUCUAUCAUGCAGGGCCAAGCCACUGUGGGCAAGCAUUUCCUUGUCCUCAGUCACUAGGAUGGUAUAUUAGUUGAACACCAUAUUACUGGGAUUCUAUCAUGUUUCAAUGUUAUUUCUGCAGGAGCUGCUUUGGGAUACUUUCCAAUGUCAGGAGAUGUCUGUCUGUAACAGAGUGGUGGGUUGUUGGUGGGGUAGGACAAGGAACUGAAAUGGGGCACUCUUUAAGAUCUAUGCUCUAGUAGUAGUUUUGCACUAAGCUUCUGAAAUGAGUAAAACACUUUUCAUUGCCUCACUUUCAUCAUUUAUAGAGUUGGGAAUAAAUUGCUGUGCAGAUCAAAGAUAGUUACUACAUAUUUAUUUUUUUAAUACACUAUUUCCCUCUAAAAAGGAUUGUGUUUGCUUUUACUAAAUACAGGUAUAAAAACAACACCCAUAAGAUAAAAUAUGAAAAUAAAAGUUAAAGUUUUGCAAGAAUUCUCAACUAAGAAAAGCUCUAGCUUUAAGCUUCUAACAAUCGGCACAAAGAAGGAAUGGAUUUUACAGCUCUCAUUUUUUUUUUUAAUGAGAAAUAUACAAGUAUAGAAAAAGUUUUACCUAAUUCUAAGUUCUGAAGGUAAUUUAUCAUGUGAAGUUUUAUAAGAAAAUGCAAUUAUUAUUGAAAUAACCAGUGCAAAAAGAUAGUUUAGUGUCUUUAUUUUAAUACUGAAAUAUGUAUUAACCUCAGUAUUUGGUGUUUUUUUUGUUUUGAAGAGUUCAUAAUUCAUAAAGCAAAAUAUAAGUAAACAAUAUUUAAUAUACUUAAUAUUUCAUAUGUCUAAAUGCAUUACAAAAUAUCAAGAAAUACCAUUUACAAAAACAAAUGUUGCUAUAGUGAAAAGACAGAUAAUGAUGAGUACUAAUGAGGAUGUGGAGAAAUUGGAGCCCUCCUAUGUGGCGAGUGGGGAUGUACAAGGGUACAACCCUUUGAAAACAGUCUGUUCAUUUCUCAAAAGGGUAAACAUAUGGCCCAACAAUUCCAGUCUUCUGUAUAUACCCCAGAGAAAUGAAAACCAAUGUCCACAUAAAAUGUGUACACGAAUGUUUAUGGCACCAUUAUUCACAAUAGCUAAAAAGUGAAAACAACCCAAGUGCCCGUCAACUGAUGAAUGGGUAAAUGAAAUGUGGUAUAUCCAAACAAUGGAAUAUUAUUUAGCAAUUAAAAGGAAUGAAAUAUCGACAUAUGCUACGACAUGGAUGAACCUUGAAAACAUGAACCUAAGUAAAAAACGCCAGUCAUGAGAGACCAUGUCCUGUAUAAUUCCAUUGAUAUGAAAUGUCCUGAAUAGGCAAAUCCACACAGACAGAAAGUAGAUUAGUAGUAGUUGCCAAAGCAUGGCAAGGCCAGAGAAAGGGUAGAUGAUAGGGAAUCAUUGCUAAUACAGAUGAAAAUAUUCUAAAUUUAAUUGUGGUGGUGGUUGCACAA
This is a messenger RNA of Rhinolophus ferrumequinum (greater horseshoe bat), 3508 nucleotides long. RefSeq names its product coiled-coil domain containing 169 (gene CCDC169). NCBI's taxonomy places the organism in Eukaryota, Metazoa, Chordata, Mammalia, Chiroptera, Rhinolophidae. The record is from RefSeq and is a predicted model, not a curated record. The transcript has 8 exons. The coding region runs from base 90 to 734 and encodes 214 amino acids.